AUGGGGCGCGGCGGGCGGCGGGCGCUCUCGCCCCGGAGUUGGCGGCCGGACCUCAGCUCCGUCCUCCCGCAGAGCCGGGCGGCUCGGGCGGGCUCAUCGUGCUCCCGCGGCCGGGCCGCCUCCGCCGGGCUGGCGGCGACCUCCGCCCGCUCCCAACUUCCCCGAGGGUGCCCGCCUUCCCGCUCGCCGGGCCGCGGCGCCGCAGGGAUUCCGCCCCACUCUCCGCGCGCGGGGAGCCCCGCCGCCGCCCGCCGCCCUCCCAGCCCGCGCCGGGUCUUAAAGCCCGCCGCGCCCCGGUGCCCGGGUCCGGAGUGCUUGGGUGCGGGGUGCCCGUCCCCGGGGUGCCCGUCUCCCGGGGGCCUCCCCCUCUGGAGCCCCGCCCGCGUGGACGCACCCCACCUGCCCAACCCAGCCCGUGCCCCGCAAGUGCUUGCCCUGUUCUUGGUCUCCGUAAGUUCGAACCCCCCCAGCGGAGGCGUGGGAAGGGCGGGCGGGCAGCCGGGCGCGGAGGGAGCGCGCGGGCGGGCGCUUCCCGGGACCCCGCGCCCUGCCCGGGGCCAUGGGGCUUCGCCCUCACGCCGCGGGUGCCCGCGCGCGGCGCCUUCCACGCGCGCCCCGUGCGCUCGGGGGCAGGACCCGCCCGCCGCGCUGGACUCCGCGGGGAUCCCGGGCCCCCCGCGGGGAUGGGGAGGCGGCCCGCCCGCGCUUCCCGGCGGCGAGGGCGUACCGUGGAGAGGCGUCCCGGCCCGUGGUGUCCUCGGCCGCGUGUUUAAUUUGCUCUCACCCUUCCCUGUCACACAGUUGUUCCUGGUCUCCGGGUCCACCUGA
Molecule: messenger RNA, 828 nt
Organism: Perognathus longimembris pacificus (Pacific pocket mouse)
Lineage: Eukaryota; Metazoa; Chordata; Mammalia; Rodentia; Heteromyidae
Product: basic proline-rich protein-like
Exons: 2
Coding region: 1-828 (275 amino acids)
Source: RefSeq, a predicted model, not a curated record